AAAAGUCUGCCAAGAGAUUGUUUUAUGACUUGAUGUUUGAUUAAAACAAAUUUGAAAAGAUUUUUUUCUUUUUUUGUAAUAUGGAUAUUUAAUAUAUAUUAUACAUAUAUAUUUAAAAAAUUUUAUAAUGUUAUUCAACGAAUAUUUAAUAUCAAAAUACAGAAAGUUAGGUUAAAAAUUCGAAAUAUCAUAAAUUUACUGUUUACAUGGCAACCAAAGUUAGUUCAAUUCGUUCUGUAGACAUUUUGAUGUUUCUAGUUUGAAACAUAAUUUUAUAUAUAUUUUGAUAAUUAUUUAAAUGGUUACUCGUGUCCUUUCGCCUGAUAAGUAAAUCGUGAUUUAUAAAAAUGGCUUGCAGUUAGCCGCUUUAAUGUUAAGACAGAAGGUUGAUGUUAGGCCCUGAUGUCUGGUCCAAAUGGAAACGAAUCCGUUUGGAGAUCAACUCAUAGAAGACAAAGAAGUAACAGCGAUCCUCAAGCAACAGCACAGGCUUUAGCACAACUUAAACAUGAAGAAGGUAAAAUCACAAAUAGCACCAUGAGAACAGGUUCUUUAGGUUCUAAUUCUCGAACAUCAACAAAUACCCCAAUGGAGGUAAAGCAAAGUAGAUUGUCAGCAUUAGGCAAACUUUUCAAGCCAUGGAAAUGGAAGAAAAAGAAAAAUGACAAGUUUGAACAAACCUCAAAAACAUUAGAGAAGAAAUUUAAUACGAGAGCUACAAAAGAAGAGCUUAUUCAAAGAGGUGUUCUAUUAUCAGAUGGAGAUAAAAUGAACUUUUCAAUUAAAGAUUCCAGUGAUUUAAACCAUGUUCCUCAAGUAAAUGGAAAGGUAGCUAUUGAUGAGAUGCCUGCUGAACCUACAUCAAAUAAUUCAUUUAUUUCUUCAACACAGCAAGAAAUGUUAUGUUACAGUAUAGAAUCAUCAGUUCUGUCAGAGAUAUCAACUAUGAAUUUGGCAGCAUUGGAGGAAGUACCACCAAGCGAAGAAGAAUCUAUUGUAGUUCCUUCAGGAAAUGAUUCUUCAAUACCUGUAAAUGAUAUAGGUCCUAUUCCACCCCCUCCAAUGUUUUCUUCACCAUCACCAAUAUUAGGUUCAAGAUAUCAAACAGUAGAAGAAAUUCCAGCCAAAGAACCUCAACUCUCUGCAGUACCUAAAAAAAGUGCUCUAAAGAAACGAAGCAGCUAUUCUUAUUCUUCCACAACAUUAGUUCCAAAAACCACUACUUUUUCAGCUUCUUUUGCAACAGUCAUACCAUUUGCAGAUCAAAAUAGAGCAGUUGAUAAAUUAAGAGUUAUCAAAGUACCAAUAUCUGGAAGUUCCUCAUGUGAUGUAGAAAACAAAGAAAAUAGGCCUAUACCAUUUAUUAAUAUUACUCACGUUGCUGGUACCUACAGCGAUACUAUUGGUGAAAUUGAAUUCGAUAUGGAUAGCUUAAUUCUAUGGCGAGACUAUUAUGGUGAUGAUGAACAUUGCCGACUGGUAGCCAAAAUGGUUCGAAGAGAUUUUCUUGCACUAAAAUUAGCUCAAAGACCUGAACGCCAAGAACUAAUCGACAAAAAUAUCAUUCAUUUACAAACAGAAAAGGAACGACAGGAAAUAUGGGAAGCCGUAGGAAAUCAAUUAAUAAGGCGGCUUAGUCUCAGGCCAACUGCCGAAGAAUUAGAACAAAGAAAUAUUUUAAAGAAUCAAACUCCAGAAGAAAUGAGAAAAGAAAAAGAACAAAAGAAGAAAAUGCUAAUUAGGAAGCUGAGCUUUCGUCCCACCAUUGAAGAACUAAAAGAGCGGAAAAUCAUUCGUUUUAAUGAUUACGUCGAGGUCACCCAGGCUCACGACUACGAUCGCAGAGCAGACAAACCGUGGACACGUUUAACUCCAAAAGAUAAGGCAGCGAUCAGGAAAGAACUGAAUGAAUUCAAAAGUCAGGAAAUGGAAGUUCACCAGGAAAGUAGACACCUCACAAGGUUCCACCGACCCUGAUGCCAGUAGACGUUCGGCGUGCAAUUCCAUACGUUCGACUUCCCGUUUUGUUGGAGCGGAAGACCGCAAGGCAGGAGCGACCGGACGACUUCGAAAGGAACGCGUUGCGCGCGACCGUCGCCCGGCGCGUAGAUAUACAUAUUGGCAUCCGCCGGGCGCCGCCGUUUCCCAUUCGAUAUCCUAAAAUUGGGCCGGAAACGGUCUUCGUUUAUCGCGGUCGGAUUCCGGCCGGAAAAUAAGACGUUAGUCGAUCGUAGUCCGUCACUUAAAAAUCGCCGCACCGUCUUCUCUCGCUACGAAAGUUUUCCCGCUCGAACCGGCGUCGCGCGCGGGCGGCGCCGAAAACCGUCGAACGUCGAUUUUCGAACCCGACGCUUCGAUGCACUUUGUUACGUCUGAUUUUUCUCGAAGAAACCUUUUACAAUCUAUUUGCUUUGUAAUCUUGUUUUUAAAAUAAGACCGUUUCUAUAACGAAAAAUCAAACCGCUAAUUAGAGGAGGGCGUGAAAAUCUUCCGUUACGUUUAAAAACAUUCAAAUUAAAAAACUAAAAACGCCAGCUGCGGGGUUAAUGUGAUAUCGGAAAACGCAAUGCUGAAUAUACUGCUUAAGGACAGGAUGGCUGACACCCUUGCGGGGAAAACACGAUUCAGGGACCAAAUUGCCGACGCAGGGAUGCGACCAGAUUUUUUUCGUUUUUCGGUGCCGUAUUUUCCGUUUUCCCGCGCAUCCGACGUAACGCCGUUGUUUUUUUUUAAUUUGUAUAGUUUUAAAUGACUUAUAUCGAACGUUUUCUUUUUGUAUGGGAUUUUUAUAUUGUACAUAGACGAAAUAGUUUUCGUUAGCGUGUAAAUAAGUUUGCGAUUUUAUUCGAACAAAUUUCCAGGGACCAGUCCCUUGCCGCGCGCGCGGUCGGAUUUUUUUCCUUUCUUACCAGGCUAAUUUAUUCGAAAGUUGCACCACCCGCCGCAAACUCGAGGAUCGUUUCGGGUAUAAAAUUAGUUUCGUCGAACAAGACGUUUGUAGAAGAGACCGGUGACUUCCGAUUAAGUUUUCUGUAGUCUGCUAGAAAACCCGAGCCACGUUUGUGGCCUUCCGACGCGACCAAGUUAAUUUAUUAUAUAUUUUAUCGGCGUUGAGCUUGCGGAUUAAAAAAUAUAUUGUUGAAUUGGCGUUAAUUAAUCGAGCUUUUAAGUUUGUUAAAACGUUUUAUCGGAGCGCGUUUUCGUUGUAAAUAUAUUGCAUUUGAGGCCGGCUUUCGAUACUUUCGUCACUCGAUUAAAUGGGCGCUACCCAAACGUUUUGUUGUUCCUAUGCAAUCCGAUGAUUUUUAUCCGAGCGUUAUUGGGGUCUUGGCAUACAAUCCGCAAUAAAAUUGUUACCGUGCCUUAUCCAUUAAUUAAUUGAGGAACCGUAACAAUAUAUUGUUGUACGACGACAAAAGCGGGCCGAUCAAACGACACGCGAGCUACAAAGAAAGAGGAAAGCGAGAGAACGCCGGUGUAGCAGAUCCUGUCCCCAACAGUGCAUUGAGUAAUCUUCGUUCCUUUCCUUUGCUAUGUACUAGAUGUGUAGUUUUAACCACGUAUUUUUUAGAAAAACAGUCUGUUGUAGAAAAAAUAUAUGGCUGGCUUGCUCAUUCAAAUUAUAGAACCGUGUAAAUAAAACUAAAAACAACACAAAUUUUCCCAUUAUUAUUUAAUAUUCUUCCCGAACACAUCAUUUGUACAGGUUGCAUUCAUUAGGAAAAUUUUUACCGUCAUUUUCUUUUUAUGUAAAAAUGCUUAAAAAUAAACUGUACAUUGUUUUCC
Molecule: messenger RNA, 3786 nt
Organism: Centruroides sculpturatus (bark scorpion)
Lineage: Eukaryota; Metazoa; Arthropoda; Arachnida; Scorpiones; Buthidae
Product: phosphatase and actin regulator 4-like
Exons: 13
Coding region: 403-1977 (524 amino acids)
Biological process (GO): actin cytoskeleton organization
Molecular function (GO): actin binding
Source: RefSeq, a predicted model, not a curated record